Molecule: messenger RNA, 1843 nt
Organism: Humulus lupulus (European hop)
Lineage: Eukaryota; Viridiplantae; Streptophyta; Magnoliopsida; Rosales; Cannabaceae
Exons: 2
Coding region: 517-1230 (237 amino acids)
Source: RefSeq, a predicted model, not a curated record
GGUAACCCAUAUCCCUAUAGGGAACUAGAUAGGGUUGUUACCGAUUUUAGGUUAGUUAGAUUUAACCAAAAUCAGCUCGUCCAUCGUCAUCCUCACAACCCAGACCGUAAUAUCACCCUGCUCAAGUGUGUAGACCACUUAGUGGUGCGUCAUUAUAAUAGUUACCCUAAGGGCACCAUUGUUGUCGAUAAUACCUUACAUUUUAGGUCCGCCAUCAUUGAGGAGUACGAAACCAAUCGUAGGACAUGGCCUUCUCUGCUCAAGGGCGCCUUUGCCCCUGGAUUUAAGCAGUACGUUGACUUGUCCAGUCCUGAGGUAGAACCGGAACCUGAACCUCCUAGGAUCCAAGAAAUACUAGUUGUAGACUCUCCUUCUCCUCCAGUAAUCCCAAGGCCAGAGGUCGUGAUAAUAGACUCCUCCCCCAGCCCGGAGGGUAGGAUCUUUAUUUAUUUUCUUUAUGUAUGUUUUUGACUUUAUUUGUGAUAUAAUCCCCUUUUGUUCUUUUCAGGCGAAGAGAUGGAACAAAUCGGAGCUCCUGACCUCUGUACUGCUUUCCAGGCCGUGAAAACCGGCUUGGGCCCUGUUGUGAAGAGGCCCGGACUUACGAAGAAGGCCCCUCCGGCUGCGGGAAAUGUCUCAAAAUCUCCUGCUAAGGGGAAAGGCACGAGCUCGACAGCUCCGGUGUCUUCCGUUACUCAGAGGAGGAUUCCUUCUCCACCUCCCCCGCCUCGGUUCGCGCCUUCUCAAGAUCAAGUAAUACAAGCUGAUCCUCCAGCUCCUCCUGCCCUAGCUGCGACCGUCCGAAUACCAGUGGAUCCCCAGGAUCUAGAGAGGAUCCCUGAAGCUUUUCAGAGGAUCCUGUACGAGACAGCGAGCCACAUGGUGGGACACGCUUAUAAGGCCAGCUCGAGGGACUUGAGGACGAUCGAGGAGCGGAGCCCGAAAAACAUCCUGGAGUCAGCCUUGGGGAUGACCCUCACAUCUGCCCUGGCUCAACAUCGUAGCAUAGCCCGGGCUAGGGCUAGAAACGAUGAGCUCCAGGCUGAAAUAAACGUUGCUAAGAUCGCCCUAAUAGCUGCCCAAGAAAGCGAGCAGGCCGCCAAAGUUGCCUUUGCGGCUACUCAAAAGAGUGAGUAUGACGCCAAGUUUGCCCUCGCCUUGUCCCAGGAAAGUGAGCAAGCUGCAAAGAUUGCCUUGGCUGCUCUCCAGGCUCAAACUGCAAAACUCUAGGCCAAGGUUGAUGAAGCCAAGGCAAAACUGCUCGAGGCCGAGGCUGCAGUCAAAGAAGAAAAGGCGGCCUCAUUGUCGUCCAUGGAAGAUAUGUUGUACCAUUGCUUGGCCUUUAACCAGGAUGGCAACUUUUCUUUCAUGGCUCCCGCGCUGUGGGAACCGUACCUUGAAAAAUUAAAGGCUUGGAUCUUGCUAGAACCGUCAGAAACGAGGGAUGCUUCUGCAGCGGGCGAGCAGGAAGGCGAGGAGGUCACAUCCUCAGAGCAGCCUGGAGGAGCUCUGUGACAAUCAUUUUCUUUUUGUUUUUUUUUUUAUAUUUGUUUGUAAACAAUUGCCUUUGGGCUCAAUUCGAGGUUUUUCUCCUCGAGACAAUUUUAUUUUCAAUUUAUAUAUCUAAUCUCUUUUAUCUAUUCAUCUUUCCUUUAUUAUCUCUCAUGUUUAUGACUCCUUAGACUUGUAGAUUCUAGGAAUCAAUUUUUAGAUCGGGAUAGAUAUUUUAAGCUCGGUUAUAAACGAACUUUAUGUGUUAAUUUAUAUCAUACCUAUGAAGAAUCAGGUCUUGGACCCCGGUUAUAUCCCGGAUUUUAAAUAUUUUAAACUUAGGUCGUGUUAG